UUGCCACACAGCUGGAUAAAGUUUCUGAAGAAAAAGAAACUGCGAAGGGACUACUGAACUGUUUGCUUUCUAAUUCUAAGGGUUAAGAAGGUGAAAUAGGGACUUGGAGGAGAAAUUGAAUUGGAAGUCAGGACUUCUUUGCAACAGUCAUUGCCAGGCAAUAAUUUCAUGACGUGGAAAGAGGGGGCAGAGGUGGGAGGAAGAAUAGGGAGAGACAGAGGGAGAUAGUCCUAAAUGAGUCCUAAGGUCCCAACAGCCCACAGAGAUAGCUCUCCUUAAGUACAAGAGAAUUCUCAAUAAUCAGAAGCCGUCUCCUCCUAUGCUGAACCAAUUACUCUGCUGGGUUUAUGUCUCCAGAUGCCGUAAACAAAAGGAAACCCGGGCUUAGGGGAGGACGGCGCUUGCCCACUGGGGUGCGUGUGCGCUCAGGAAGCCUCAGGGAACCUAUUAAGUCACAAUGCAAGAUGCUGCACUUUAAAGUCUAGAAUCAGGACGUGCCGGCUUGGCUCCAGGUUAAAAAAAAAAAAAAAUAGCCCUAUGAAUCCUUUUUGUAAAUAUCGUCUGCCUCCGCCAGGCCCCGCCUUUCGCGGGACGCCAUCCCGCGGCCCCAAGAGGGACUCCAGGCCAGGGUCACGGCUGCCAGAAGCGCCCCUGCACACUGAAGCGCCCGCUGCGGCGCGCCUCCGGAGCUCCGGAGCGGCAGCUCGCGCCUAGUGCGCAGGCACAGAAAGCUCGGCGCGGGCCUCGUGCCAAGUGCUAGCGAUCACGCCCCCGCCUCGGCCCCAGGGGUCGGCGGUUUACUUUCGAACAGCGGCCCCGCGCUCUUCCUAUUGGCUGAUGUUACGCAGUUGAAGGUUGCCGGGAGACCGCGCCUGCGUCUUGAGGCUCUCAAGCCCCGCCUCAUCUGGGAACCCGAAGGCCCUCAGGGCGGAGGAGGGAGGGCGGGAAUCCGAGCAGUUCUCAGCGUCAGCCCGCAGGCUGUGGAGCUCUGUUUCUGCUGGUGGAGUUGGCUGGUUUUCCCGUCCCCACGAAUAAAAAUAAAAGAAUCUGAAAAAGUUGAAGAUACAUAUUCAGUCUCCAAACCAGAAGGUCAACAAAGUGGCAUGUAUUGACUUCUUAUAAGAGAAGAUUAAGGAAAUGCACAAUUUUGAGGAUGAGUUAACAUGUCCCAUUUGUUACAGUAUUUUUGAAGAUCCUCGUGUACUACCAUGCUCUCAUACAUUUUGUAGAAAUUGCUUGGAAAAUGUUCUACAGGCAUCUGGUAACUUUUAUAUAUGGAGACCUUUACGCAUUCCACUCAAGUGCCCUAACUGCAGAAGUAUUAUUGAAAUCGCUCCAACUGGUAUUGAAUCUUUACCUGUUAAUUUUGCGUUAAGGGCUAUUAUUGAAAAGUACCAGCAAGAAGACCAUCCAGAUAUUGUCACCUGCCCUGAACAUUACAGGCAGCCAUUAAAUGUUUACUGUCUCCUGGAUAAAAAAUUAGUUUGUGGUCAUUGCCUUACCAUAGGUCAACAUCAUGGUCAUCCUAUAGAUGACCUUCAAAGUGCCUAUAUGAAAGAAAAGGACACGCCUGAAAAACUGCUUGAACAGUUAACUGACACACACUGGACAGAUCUUACUUGUCUUAUUGAAAAGCUGGAAGAACAAAAAUCUCAUUCGGAGAAAAUGGUCCAAGAUGAUAAGGAAGUUGUUCUCCAGUACUUUAAGGAGCUUAGUGAUACAUUAGAACAGAAAAAAAAUUUUUUCCUAACUGCUCUUUGUGAUGUUGGCAAUCUGAUUAAUCUAGAAUAUACUCCACAAAUUGAAAGAAUGAAAGAAAUAAGAGAGCAGCAGCUUGAAUUAGUGACACUGACAACAUCUUUACAAGAAGAGCCUCCACUUAAAUUUCUUGAAAAAGUUGAUGAUGUCCGCCAACGUGUGCAGGUCUUGAAACAAAGACCACUCCCUGAGGUCCCACCUGUUGAAAUUCAUCCUCGAGUAAGCCAAGUACUGAAAGAAGAAUGGAGCAGAACAGAAAUUGGACAAAUAAAGAAACUUCUCAUUCCUGAAAUGAAAAUUUCUUCAAAAAGGAUGCCAUGUUCCUGGCCUGAUAAGGAGGAAAAAGAAGUUGAAUUUUUUAAGAUUCUGAACAUUGUUAUAGUUACACUAAUUUCAGUGAUGCUGACGCUGAUCCUCUUUUUUAACCAACACAUAAUGACCUUUUUAAAUGAAAUCACUUCAAUAUGUUUUUCUGAAGCCUCUCUAGCUGUUUACCAAAGUUUAUAUAAGAAUGUGCAUGAUUUAAAGAAUAUAAUAUGUCACACGUUAUAUUUACUGAAGGAAUUCAUGUGGAAAAUAAUUUGUUGAAAAUUCAAAUCUGAAUUGUUUAAGUAGGCUUAUUCUGUACAGCAGUCUAAUGACCAUUGCUAAAUGGAGCAAUAGGGGUAGCAUGGGUAAAUAAAAUAGCAAGCUAAAGUUUAUUAGAGUUGCAACAAAUAUAAAUAAUCCCUUUCAUGCUUCUGUUGAAUAGAAAAUGUGUCAUCAAAAGUUAGAAAUGAGACGGAAUGUCUCUCAUUUUCUGAAAACCGGAACAAAAUCUAAUAAUUACUUGAUUUUGAGUAUUAUCCCAUUUUUAUUGGUUUGAGAGGUUGACUUAAUAUCACUGUGAUAUUUAAAUAUUCUUGUACCAAUAUUAUCUCUUAGCAUUAUAUACUGCAGUGAUUGGCUCUGCAGUUCUUUGUGUAUACGUAGCUUUUAAUUAAAAGAUGGCAAAAUCCCGAAAGGUAAUAAGCUUGACACUUGAAUGGACAAAUAAGGAUGGUGAGAAGAGGUUUUAAAUUCAAGUAGCAAAGUCUCAUAGUGAGAGUGGAUUGCUUACAUUAAAAAUGUGUUUGAUCAAAUGUACCUGAUCCACACACAUUAAUGUGUUUUAGGUAGAUUUAAGAGCUCUAAAAUGUUUAUAUCAGCAUUCACUCCUAAUAAAACUAUUGCUUUGGGAAAUCUAAAGUGCCAUUAGGGACCAAACAGUAACAUUCCCUAGUACUUAUUAUUCUGUGGUUUGUGUAAAUUUAUUUUAGGAUUGUAUUUAACUUUUGUGUAGUUUUAGUCAUGUCAGUGAAAUCAGUUCUUGGCUAAAAACUCUAAAACAAACAUGUUACUAGAAUGGACUAUUAUUGAUAUAUCCCACCCUCAUCAUAUUUGAAUGGCAUCAUGUUAACUGUUAUGUCUAAAAUUGUCUUAAAUUUUCUGUUGAACUUUCUCGUAUGCUAAUGCCAAAGUACCAAUAAUUCGAUCUUAUUUUCUGGAAUUGUGUUAUAAAUGGAGGCUACUUAGUUAUUAAGUCAAAUCCCUUUGAUUUAGUUUCCUUUUUAUUAACAGGGACUGAACCGUGGUGCUUGUGGUAGGACUCUUAGCCCUUUUGUCCUUGUAACCCUAAGUACAAGCUCACUCACUUUCCAGAAAUUCCAAGUUGGCUGUAGCUCUUGGAUCACAUAUUUAGGAGCCUUACUUAGUUCACAGAUUUUUCCAGGUCAGAUUAGGUCCUAUAGCUGUGACUGUACUCAGGGCACUAGUUCUAAAAUACUCCUUAUGUCUUAUCUGCUGAGAACAAGUCUGAACACUAAGAUGGCUGGCUGUAUUGUCAAUUUAUGAUCAGAAUCAUAAUAUCAGAAUCAGAAUAGCACAACUACCUGUUGUGUGGGCAAAGAACAUCUGGAGGAGGUAUAUAUUCAGCUUACCAACUAACUUUAGACUGAAGUUGCAUCGACUUGAUUAAAGUAAUAGUUACAACACAAAAAUGCCACAUACAUACUUUUUGGAAUACAUAUAAAUAUUAGUAAGCACUGAAAUGUUAGGUAUUAUGUGUCAAAAAUGUAAUCUCAUAUUUCUCGUGUGUAUUAAUCCUUUUUGUAGAUUAGGAAACAGACACAAAAGUAAAUUGCCCAAGGCCAUGUAUCUAGUAUAUGAGAGACUCCAUGUAUUCUUUCCAGAGUUCACCUGUCGUGCUACCUUUAAAGGAUUUAAGCCAAGAUUUUUUAAUUAAAUUAGGGUUUCUAAUAUAUGUCUAUGAAUCACAGCUAAAAACUGAAGCAUUUUAAGUUUGACCUUAAUAUUUUUUGUAACUUGACAGUUUUUAGUAGAACUUUACUGCUGGAUAAAUUUUAUGUAGUGUGCAUGAAUAUUGUCAAAUAUACAAAUAACUGAGUCUUAUACAUGCUCAUCUCCUUUCUGUAUUUUUAUCAGGAGGAUGAGACUAAAAUUUAAAGUAUGUAUUCCUGAAAUAUUUCUAAGUUUUUAUGUAUAACAAACAACAAAAGUAUAUAUUUUAAUAAACUCAUUUUGAUAUAA
Messenger RNA from Balaenoptera musculus (blue whale), 4326 nucleotides. It is a transcript of the gene TRIM59, whose product is annotated as tripartite motif containing 59. The transcript has 4 exons. NCBI's taxonomy places the organism in Eukaryota, Metazoa, Chordata, Mammalia, Artiodactyla, Balaenopteridae. Gene Ontology annotation, cellular component: intraciliary transport particle B; centrosome; cilium. The coding region runs from base 1138 to 2346 and encodes 402 amino acids. Gene Ontology annotation, biological process: cilium assembly. The record is from RefSeq and is a predicted model, not a curated record. Gene Ontology annotation, molecular function: zinc ion binding.